Messenger RNA from Propithecus coquereli (Coquerel's sifaka), 897 nucleotides. RefSeq names its product apolipoprotein A-I (gene APOA1). Gene Ontology annotation, molecular function: high-density lipoprotein particle receptor binding; lipid binding. The transcript is spliced from 3 exons. The record is from RefSeq and is a predicted model, not a curated record. Bases 41 to 838 code for a protein of 265 amino acids. Gene Ontology annotation, cellular component: extracellular region. Gene Ontology annotation, biological process: lipoprotein metabolic process; lipid transport. Lineage: Eukaryota; Metazoa; Chordata; Mammalia; Primates; Indriidae.
AGGCCCCUCUUCUCCUCCAGGUCACCCACGCCCCUGCAAGAUGAAAGCUGUGGUGCUGACCUUGGCCGUGCUCUUCUUGACGGGGAGCCAGGCUCGGCAUUUCUGGCAGCAAGAUGAGCCCCAGUCCCCCUGGGAUCGAGUGAAGGAUUUGGCCACUGUGUACGUGGACGCAGUCAGAGAGAACGGCAGAGAAUAUGUGUCCCAGUUUGAAGCCUCCGCCUUGGCAAAACACCUAAACCUGAAACUCCUGGAAAACUGGGACAGCGUGAGCUCCACCGUCGCCAAGCUGCGCGAAGACCUGGGCCCGAUGACCCAGGAUUUCUGGGAUAACCUGGACAAGCAGACAGAGGGGCUGAGGCAGGAGAUGAACAAGGAUCUGGAGGAGGUGAAGAAGAAGGUGCAGCCCUACCUGGACGAAUUCCAGAAGAAGUGGCAGGAGGACUUGGAGCGCUACCGCCAGAAGGUGGAGCCGCUGGGCAGGGAGCUGCGCGAGGGCGCGCACCAGAAGCUGCAGGAGCUGCAGGAGAAGCUGAGCCCGCUGGGCGAGCAGCUGCGCGACCGCGCGCGCACCCACGUGGACGCGCUGCGCGCGCAGCUGGCGCCCUACAGCGAAGACCUGCGCCAGCGCCUGGCCGCGCGCCUCGAGGCGCUCAAGGAGGGCACCGACAGCCUGGCCGAGUACCACGCCAAGGCCAGCCAGCAGCUGAGCGAGCUCAGCGAGAAGGCCAAGCCGGCGCUCGAGGACCUGCGCCAGGGCCUGCUGCCCGUGCUGGAGAGCUUAAGGGUCGGCUUCCUGAGCGCCCUGGACGAGGCCACCAAGAAGCUGAACCCCCAGUGAGGCGCCCGCUCCCUUCGCCGGCGUUCGGGUUGUCAGAAUAAAUGUUUCCAAAGUGGGAA